AUGAAUUUUGUUCAAGACAUGAAUAUGGAACACUCAGGGCUACCCCACGAGACUGAUAAGCUAGGACAGUCAUACUCCGUACAGCAGAAACGACAUUUUUCGUACGAGAUUGAUAUGGGAGACCCAGGUAUAGCGAAACGUCGUGCAGCGUGGAAACCCACUUACAAAUCAACAACGUCAGCUUUGCCUGCCGGAAGCUUUAGAAUGCCUUCAACAUCUCCAGCGGCGCAGCAACCAGUGCCGCAGGUCUCGGGAGUUUCGUCCUACCGCGAGUCGUCGCCUUCCUAUCUUCCUACAACUUCGUACGCCAACCUGGACCAGGCAGCAGCGGUAAAUGACAACGGCAGUAUCGCCUUGCCUGAGUCCUGCAGAAAUUCCAGCAGCACUAGCAGCAUGGGGAAUGCAAGGGUAUCGAAGAGUUAUCGUCAGCAUCAUUUAAGAUCAAAAAGCAUACAAUACAGUUCAGACCCUGCAUACGACCCCAAAUCUAACACAUUUACUCGUGGAAGUGACAACUACCACGAGUCACAGCAUUCUGAAUACAGAAAUAACACCCAAGCUGAUGGCACAGGAAAUAACAAUGAACCCAGCAACGACAAUAGCAGCAAUAACGGCAACAGCGAUAAAAAUCAUAAAGACGAAAACAUUGAAAACAGCAGAAGUGAAAGCAACAAUAAUGAUAAUAAUAACAACCCUAACGACAAUUCGCAAUCAGUUACUCAGAAUUCGAGCCAAACGAGUCAGGCACUCGUACAGAAGUUGCAGGACAUUUAUCGUAGCAUCGUCAAACAAGAAGUUGAACUUCAAGAACGAUGCUCGCAACUUACAUUUUCGCAAACUACGGACGUCAAAAAUCUGUGGGCGAUAUACAAGGUAAACGCGGAACUCAUCAAUAACUAUGUGACGUUCAUAACCACCGCACUACUUCCAAGCCAGCCAGAGCGUGAUUCGCUCAUAGGUCAAGAAAUUGUGAACAUUUAUCGUAUUGAACGCAGACUAUGGGUUAAUGGGACAAUCACUUUUCUUGACGUUUUGAAAAACUUCUCAAAUUUCAUGGACCCAGAAGUUUGCUGUCAAUUCAUCACCCAUGUCUUCAAUUCAAUCUCCAACAUGCUAUAUGACAUGCCUCCAAAGCACGCGAUUCCAUGGCUCGAGAGACUAGGCGAUCUUUCGAGAAUGGCUAUUGCACUGUACCCAUCAGGAGUCAUCGACUGGAAGUUAAGUUCUGAGCAUUGGUAUAGUCAGGCUCUUGCAUGCAUCUAUGGGCACGGUAAGUUAUAUUAUCAUAUGUCCACAGUCCAACAAAACACAUUGGAGGCCUUUGUCAACCUGGGCAAAAGCGUUUUUUGCCGUGACACUUUUAUCCCUUCGCAGCAGUAUAUGCAGCUUGUCAUUGACAACAUAUAUCAGCGUGCAUUUGCCGAGAGAAAUGUGGGCAACCAGAGGAACUCUUUAAUGGUGGACUAUCUUAAGCAUAGUGAAGUGAUGCUGCUGUCGAGCUUUCUCGAAAGCCCUGAUUUACAAAAGGUUGUACUCACCUUUUUUCAACACAAAUUCGGCCUUUCUUCUGGCUCCAAGGAUUUUUUCAGUCAUCGCACCAUGUUUUUGCAGGACGGAGAACGCAUAAAAUAUUUUUUCAGGCAUGCUCCGCUCUUUGCCGAGUCACAUAUUUUACAGAUGGUGGGGUUUGGAGAUCCCAAGAAUCCUUUUGCGCUUCUAUUCGAAUUACCAAAGUAUUUGAAGGAAAGGAAAGAGCGGAAAGAAAGAAGAAAAUCCAAAGGUUCUGGCGCUGUAGACCCCCCAAAUAUGAGCAACCCUCGGGAGUUUUUGGAGACAGUGGACUCCCCUAGAUAUGCCUAUGUGUUUCCAGAAGACAUCGAAAUAUGGAAAGAGGCAUUGAAUCAUAUGAAUUUGACCUCGAUGCGGUGUAGUGCGAUUCUACUAAGGAAUUUUCUGCACGGUCCUAUGGUUGUUGGGGUUGUACAUCUUUUACCAUGGGCAUACUUUCUUCUUUCUCUAGCAGUAAAAAUCGAAACAUUGCAGAGUGAGGCGUUAAGAACGUUUUGGUCAUUUUUGGUGAGACUUGUGUUCCCAUGGGAAAGCAUAAUCAAUUUUUUAAACAUGCUCAUUGCAUUCGCUCUCGACAAUGUUUCGAAGACUUCGCCGAUCGACACUCUAUGUGAGCAGUAUGACAGUGUGGAUGUUGACGCUCUGGUCGAUCAUUUCAGUAACAAUGAAGGCCUGCCGGAGGUAUGGAAGUGUUGGGGUACAUUAUGGUUCGACGUUCUCUCGAAGAAAUCCGAAGUCAGUAAUGACGGUUUCCAGCAUACGAGCAUAAAAGAUUCCUCACUUUUGGAUGGACCCGCGGAUGGUAUAGGUUUUGAUCAAGACGAUGAAACCGGUGAAAAGUUUUGGAAACGCGCCUGCCGUCUAAUUUUCAUUUUCAAGGGAAUAGCGGAAAAAUACAAGCUAGGACUUUGCUUAUCGACUGUUCCUGUUCCUUCAAGACGUCCCUUGAUAGUAGGUCAUCCACUACAAAACUUUUCCUUUAAGUACAGGGAGAAUGGAGUUUACUCAGAAGACCUAGGAUACUUAGCAGAUGUCCUCGCAUACUUUGAGGAUAUCAGUGUAAGGAAUCUGUCUUUUGAUGCCACUCCAGGGCUCAGUAUGCUAGAAUUCGAAAGUAUAUUCGAUUUUCCAGGCUACAGGCAACUUCAUCCAGACUACACCUGUUUCAAUAAAUCAGGUGGGCUUAUUACAUGCUCUUUGUACACAUCAGGAAACUUGGAGAAGGGAGCAAUCCAAGGAGGAGACGAUUUCAACACAGUGCGGUACAACGGACAAGAUGACCCCACAAACUCCAACGAGUCACAGACGAACGAGCUCGACAAGCUAGAGAGAGAAUGGCUUGAUACAUGUAUGGAUCCGGAAUUCAUGGAGCAGACCUUCAACAACAAGUUUCCCUAUGGAGACUUGUCUUGCCAUUGUGACAGUGGAGUUUCUUAUUUUGUACUGGACGCAACAUCAUGGUUACGCCAUUUCGCUCAUGUCCACAAGUUGGCAACGAGCGGACUACUUCGCUUUGCGAUUUGUUUGACCACAUUUCAGGAACUUCGUUUCUUGAGGAAGUCAAAAGAUGAAAGCGUUGUAGAAGCAGCUACUCGUGCUGUCAUUACAGUAAGACAGCUAUACGGUGAAAAAAAGCUACUCCCCUUACGCUUCACUGGAAAUGUUGCUACACACUUGGAGGAGCAUUUAGAAUUCGAAGAACAGAUUACUUGGCGCUCCCACGUUGACGAAUUUGUCAUUGAGGCUGUUUACAAAGCUCAGAAAAAAUUCGAGAACCUCAACAAUGAAUCAAAAGAGGCACGUCAAAACUACAUUGUGACAACCGAAGAUGAACCAUUUCAUUUCGUAGCUUUAGUGAGUGAUGACACUAACAUGCGGCUCAAAGCACACUCCCAAAACAUAAGAACCUUCAGCAGCAGGUUCAUGUUUGCAGUGUGCAACCAAUUCGGACUAGCACGACAUGCGUGCACAAAUUGA
Messenger RNA from Lachancea lanzarotensis, 3546 nucleotides. RefSeq names its product LALA0S09e04654g1_1. Bases 1 to 3546 code for a protein of 1181 amino acids. Gene Ontology annotation, molecular function: protein binding. The record is from RefSeq and is a predicted model, not a curated record. The transcript has a single exon. NCBI's taxonomy places the organism in Eukaryota, Fungi, Ascomycota, Saccharomycetes, Saccharomycetales, Saccharomycetaceae.